Lytechinus variegatus (green sea urchin) is the source of this 1970-nucleotide messenger RNA. RefSeq names its product EGF-like repeat and discoidin I-like domain-containing protein 3. Gene Ontology annotation, cellular component: membrane. The transcript has 12 exons. NCBI's taxonomy places the organism in Eukaryota, Metazoa, Echinodermata, Echinoidea, Temnopleuroida, Toxopneustidae. The record is from RefSeq and is a predicted model, not a curated record. Bases 1 to 1824 code for a protein of 607 amino acids.
AUGGAAUUUAAUCGAGGAUUUAUAUGGGGUUUAGACGAAAAGGCGAUUAGACCAUUUGGCUACUCGAACCGAGUGGUCAUGGGACCAAGUAAGAAUUCGACCAAGUCCUAUACAAAAGAACAGGUGGAAGAAACUGGUCAAGGGACAGUUACUUUCUUCAUCAUGCUCGUGACCGCGAUCACAUUUUGUGCAACAGCAUCGCUUGACGUCCAAGAUGUGUGCCCUCACGUGACCAUGACGUCAUGUCCAAUCAUUACUAGAGAGAAUGGCGAAACUGUGCAAUACAUACCGAAACCCCUAACACCUGAUCUGGAUUGGAUAACUCAAGAGAUAUCCAAAGAUCAUGAGAUUUCUGAGGAUGCUCGUCAUUAUUUUUGCACCGAACCAGCAUGCCUUUCGAAUCCCUGCCAGUAUGGAGGAACUUGCGAGGAAACAGAAAUUGGAUUCUCCUGUCUCUGCUUCGAUGGUUACCAUGGUAACAAAUGCGAGAAUGACACGAAAGUCCUGUCUGUAAAGCUUCUUGGUGAUAAUAUAUCCGAGGGACCACUUGCUCUGACAUCCCGUCUGCGCUCUAACACGUAUUUCCUGAUACAUCAACACCAAUGGAACAUGAAUCUGUCUCAGCUGGCUUGUCAGUACCUAGGAUUUGAAGGAGUAUUUGCUACUGUAAGCGGUGCGCUGUAUGAUUUCAUCGACCCCCCUUCUGAGGUUGUAUCAGUGGUGUGUCCUGAUGACGUCAUGAACAUAACUGACUGCUGGUUCGAGACUAGAGUUGGUGGAAUCAACGAAAGCGAGACGAUAGCCCUAAUAUGUUGCCCUGUGAACUCGUGUAAUGUAUCUGGUAGACCUCUUGGCCUUGAAAGUGGUGCGUUACCGCAUUCGGCAAUAUCUGAGUCGGAUUGCUAUGAAGCUAACCUGCACUGCGGUCGUUAUGGUCGGUUGAACCUUAAUGGUGCCUGGAUUCCAUUCAAUUCCGAUGAGUAUCAAUGGAUGCAGGUCCAGUUCGAGUCCAGUUAUAUAAUAACGGCUGUAACCGUUCAGGGAAGACACAACUACAAUCAUUGGGUCACAUCAUUUGUCGUUUCUUCUAGUUUGGACAACAUUACUUGGACUGAUUAUCUAAAUGUGUACACUGGAUCAGUCGAGGUAUUUCCAGGAAAUGAUGAUAGAAAUAGCUACGUGACUCAUAUGUUCAUUAGACCAAUCGUUGGGCGAUUUUUUCGGAUUCAUCCAAAGACAUUUUACGGCCGUAUAGCUAUGAGGAUGGAACUAUAUGGGUUUGGACCUGUAACAGAUGUCAUAGCGGCACUGAACGUUGAAGGCAAACCUGGAUGUCGUCCUCCUUUGCUAGGAGAGGGGCUCGGAGUAGAGGACGGUCGCAUACCAGACAGCAGUUUGACUGCCUCAUCGUUCUUUGCAGCCGACCAUGAACCUUACAGGGGCAGACUUAAUACACCCGAAGAUCUUGGCAUAACCGUCGGAGCAUGGGUCGCCGUUAAGGCAGAUAGCAACAAAUGGGUGAAAGUUGAACUUAACAAUGAAACUUUGGUUACUGGUGUAAUCAGUCAAGGACGAGCUCGCGAAGCAUCUGGUCAAAUGGUCACGUCGUUACAUAUCUCAUACUCAAGGGACAAUACCAAUUGGAUCUUUGCACUGGAAGACCAAUGUGGCGUGAGGAAAACAUAUCCAGGAAACUUUGAUGGAAACUCGUAUGUGACGACAUUAUUCCCUCAUCCCGUUACUGCACGCUUUGUCCGAUUUCAUCCUGUGAAGUAUCGGAAGAACCCGUCUAUGAGAUUUGAAGUACUCGGUAUAAACAACUAAUCUAGUCAACAACCAUAACUACUCAUUUAAAGUUUCCAUUGCCUUUUGCUCUUUGAUAGUAUUUUCUGUUGUUUUCCAGGCACAUCCGGAUAUUCAUGGACGCAUCCCUACGCCUGUACCCACACACUUCAAUGCAGAAACACCUG